AUGAAUUCUAAUGUAAACCACAACAACAACAACAACAACAACAACAACAACAACGUCACUCUCAACAACGAUGACGUCAUGAACAUUACCAACGUCAACAACAUCAACAACAGUAACUACAUCGUUAAGUACGGCAAAACAACUUGCAUUGAUAGCGAUAUUGAAGACGAUGACGACGACCAACAACUACAACAACUUCAAAUCGUACAAAAGCAACAACUACAUUUACAACAACAACAACAUAAUCAAUUACCUUCGCACUCAAGAUACAUGCCUCAACAAAUUCUGCAAGUGCAAAAGCUUGACACUAAACACUCACAACCAUCAAAAAAAUCCUCAUCCACAACUACAACGACAAACAUCGAGAACGGACCCGGAAUCGAACCCGGGCCAGUCGGCAUAGACUUGAAACUGCACAACGACACAAACAACAUAUACAACCCUUCAGACGUUAUAUACGGGCACGUGGAAAUUAACGUCAAUAGCCAAAUCUUUGUCAAAAGUGAAUCAUUUUUUCUUAGAUUAUUUUGA
Helobdella robusta is the source of this 531-nucleotide messenger RNA. RefSeq lists its product as hypothetical. The record is from RefSeq and is a predicted model, not a curated record. Lineage: Eukaryota; Metazoa; Annelida; Clitellata; Rhynchobdellida; Glossiphoniidae. The coding region runs from base 1 to 531 and encodes 176 amino acids. The transcript has a single exon.